Molecule: messenger RNA, 1560 nt
Organism: Pyricularia oryzae 70-15
Lineage: Eukaryota; Fungi; Ascomycota; Sordariomycetes; Magnaporthales; Pyriculariaceae
Exons: 4
Coding region: 1-1482 (493 amino acids)
Source: RefSeq, a predicted model, not a curated record
AUGGCCUUUGGCCUACCGAAAGAGCACAUCUACGAUAAGGGCGAGGCGAGCGGCAAGCGAGAAGGGAUUUUCUACAUGGAAUCGAGGGGCCAGUGGCGCAGCCUGACCACCUGCAGGCGUAUCACAGCUGCUCCGCCCCGUCAGUUCAUCCCCAAAUACAUCAGGCGCCCCCCGAAUCUCAGCGGACAGUGGCUGCCCCGCACUUUUCGGCCUUUAUUUCUCGCGGGGACGGACCUGUCGUCAACGUCAACGUCCAUCAUGGCUGAUCCCAUGUCAGUCGUCGGCCUGGUGGUCGGGGUGAUUUCAUUCGGCCUGGACCUCUGUGGUGGAAUCAACACAUACCUCGACAGGCUCAAUGCCCGACCAGAUGACAUCCAGAGGGCAAAGGCCUCGGUAUCGACUAUGAGGGUCUUGCUCGCAAAGAUCGACUCCAUAGCGAGCGGUCUUCCGGACAAGCGCAUCAUCGACCCAUCAGUGCUGGAAUGCGAAUCCCGCAUCAAAGAUCUCGGCAAGAUCGUUACUGAACUUACUGGUGAAGAAACGGGAGGCAACAGCCUCCGGUUCCGGGUGAAGGAAAAGAGCAAAAAGCUCAUGUACCCCUUCCGUCGCGAAGCUCUGCAGCAGCUGGAAAGCAGUCUUGCUAUAGUGAACAGCUCCCUGCAGACAGCAUUGAUGGUGUUCAACUUAGAACAAACUGUGCAGAUUGGAAGAGCAGCGCAACAGAUGAGUCAGGACCUCUCGCAGCUAGUAGCUCGUCUCACAGUACAGGAUGCAACCUUCUCAGCUGCAACAAGUCCAGCCACUUUAAAAACACAAGGGGCGCUUCGAGGGCUUCUAUCCAAACCUAGCUACUUCAGGGAGGUGGCUGAUCAACAACGGUACUCUUUGUCAUCAUACGACCCGGCUGCGAAGCAAAAGUCAGAGGUGUCCCUGGCAAUGGCAGAUUGCCAGUGUCAUCAAACCGGCUCCUCCGUCCGCAGUCAAAGAACGUGGGGCUCUUGGGCCUUUUCGCAAGAAACACGGGUUUCUCAGCGACACUUGGCUGGCUGUCGACUAGCCAAGCUGAGAGGCAAAGAACAAAGGCAAAAGCUCGCCCUUCGAUACACGGGACUUGGUCGUCUGAUGGGUGUGGCGUUGCAAAUGUCAUUGGCCAUCACCAAUGGCGCCGGGGGUUGCGCCAUCAGCCCGUUUCUUUGCUAUUCGCCCGUGGUUGAUGAGCGCACUUCGCCUGCGUUUCGCGUCCUUGACUUUGCCGCUCGCCUCAUCCCUACAUAUAGAUCGUUGUACUACUCCCAAAUAAUAUCCGGCGAGACUGGGGCCACUUGUGCCGAGAUUAUAAGGGGUUGUAUGGACAGCCUCCUGGUAUUGUAUUCGAAGGGUCUGGCGUCUCCUCGAGACAUUGACUCCCUGGGACGUUCGGCUAUGCAUGUCCUCGUAGGAAUCUUGGUUGGUACUUUUCAAGUGGCUCGAGCUGGUGGUUGACUGCUAAUAAAAAAACAUGGCAUCUCAGCUAAAAACAUAUUCCGUCUGCGGCGAUCAUGCUGAACAGUUUGCAUACCG